CGUUCGGCGGAGGGAACGUGCUGUUGUCCGAGGGGGUAGCGGCGAGCCUCGACAGAGCAACCUGGAUGGACUAACACCAAACUGUUGAAAACUAAUUUAUUCCCCCAUGUGUGCGGAAUAACUAUUCGAACCCUAUACUAUAUCUCAUAUAUAAUCGCACACAGAAACAAGUCUUCCUCACAAGUCCUAAGACAGUUCGCUGGCUAGCACAACUGAGGCAAAACUCAAGCGAAACCAGCACGGAGCUUGUUCACAGACUAGCAGAAAUCAUUAGCCAGAGUAAAUUAAAGGAAGGCGCGUUUUCGUGAUGAAGGAUAACUGGAGGAGCCGUUAUCGAUAAGAGUGUCAGCAUUAUAGUUUGUGAAGUCAUGUUCGUCGUGGAUUCCAUCGUUGGCUGAAGUAUAACGUUAGCUACAUUGCGAUUUCAAACUUUCGUCUGCUAGCCAGCUAGCUUCGAGGGUAUUCGAGGCCUACGCUAGCGAGCUAGCUUGGUGUCGUUAAUCAGUCUGUCGCCACAGCGUUUGGCGCGUGUUCUGUCAUCGAGGAGAACACGACAGAAGCAAAAAUGUCGGCUCAAGCGCAGAUGCGGGCGAUGCUCGACCAACUAAUGGGCACUGGAAGAGAUGGGGACAGCAUGCGCCAGAGAAUAAAGUUUACUGAUGAGAGGGUCUGCAAGAGUCACCUGCUGAAUUCAUGUCCUCACGACAUACUCUCUGGCACUAGGAUGGACUUGGGAGAAUGUGAGAAGGUCCAUGACCUGGCCCUCCGGGCGGACUAUGAAAUUGCGUCCAAACAGAAGGAAUUCUUUUUUGAGCUAGAUGCAGCAGAACAUCUGCAGUCAUUCAUCGCUGACUGUGACAGAAGGACCGACCUUGCCAAGAAACGUCUUGCAGAGACACAAGAGGAGAUAAGUGCUGAAGUUGCAGCAAAGGCGGAGCGUGUGCACGAGCUGAACGAGGAGAUUGGAAAGCUGCUAGCGCGAGCAGAGCAGCUCGGCGGAGAAGGAAACGUGGACGAGGCGCAGCUGGUGCUCGAGAAUGUGGAGAAGACUAAAGCCAUGAAGAAGGAGGCCGAGGAUGUUUACAGAAACUCCAUGCCAGCUUCAAGCUUCCAGCAGCAGAAACUCCGGGUGUGUGAGGUGUGCUCUGCCUACCUUGGUCUCCAUGACAAUGACCGGCGCCUGGCGGACCACUUUGGAGGAAAGCUGCAUUUGGGAUUCAUAGAAAUUCGCGAGAAGCUUGAUAAGCUUAGGAAAUCUGUGGCAGAGAAACAGGAAACGAUGAGGACCAGGAGACGGGAGGAGCGAGACAAAGAAGAGCAACAGGAGAGGGAGUGGGAACGCGAACGAGAGAGAGAGCGUGAGAGGGAAAGGGAGAGGGAAAGAGAGCGAGAGAGAGAAAUGGAGAGAGAACGAGAACGACGUAUAGACCGAGAGAGACGGAGAUCAAGAUCCAGAAGUGCGGAGAGAUACAGGGAUGGAAGCAGCUCUUCUCGCCAUGCAAGACGUCACAAGUCGUCGCGGUCGCGUGAGGAGGGAGGGGAGAGGGAUAGAGACAGAGACAGAGAGAGGAGGCACAGACACAGGCACAAGGACCGGCAUCGCUCACGCUCCCACUCUCACCCUCACUCCCACAAGAGCAAGAAGAAGAGGUCGUCCAGGGACCGCUCGCCCCACCAGAGGGAGAGGGGCUACUCUCCGGGCCAGGAGGAGAUGGGCCAAGAGGGCAUGGGCCAAGAGGGCAGCCGCGGCGGCAUGAAUGAGGUGCCUCCGCACAGGGACACGGAGAGGCUGAUGAUGGACGAGGAGUGGUCGGCCUCCCCAGACGUGCCCAGGGGCCGCGAGGAGCACUCGCCCUCCCCGGACAGGCGCUCCAGUUCAGAAGAGCGGGAGUCCGGGGAGCUCUAGAACAAAAAGACCGGGAUUGGGAAGAACGGUUUACCGAGCCACUGAGAGCAUGUGUGCAGGGCAGAUGGAGGUGGUGUGUGUGUGUGUGUGUGUGUGUGUGUUGAAUGCGUGUGUGUGCCUGCGUGUGAGAAUGUGAGCAUGUGUGGAUGACUGAUGUACAUUUACUACUAUAUGAAUUGUGGGUGGCAGCAGCAGGAGGGUGAGGACCAGGGUCAGGGCCAGGGCCAGGGCGAGGUUAACGGGUUUGGGCAGAGCAAGACGAGGUGCCUGACGAGCAGAGGGAGCUGCAGUGUAGGGAACAUACAUGUGUAACCAGACGUGGAAGGUCGAUUACCUCAGCGUUGGUAGACCAUCUCCUUUGAGGAGGGCGUAGAGUGGCUGAGUGGAGUGGAGGUGGUGCAAGAUGGAGUGGAAUGUGGAGAUCCUACCAAAGGCUUCAUUUUAGCUUUUUUUUUUUUUUUUAGUACAUUUUUUUUUUUAAACUGAAAUCAUUGUUUAUGGAUACUUGCUCCCUUGUCACCGCUUAGGCCGGGGACAUGCUUGCUGUCUGACUUAAAUUUACGCACGCAACUGUGUGCGACUGAGUGCACAUACAUGCCAAAAGACCUAUCAGAGAUCUACGCACGAUACUGGAGGUAUCACAUAGUGUCAAAAUAGACAUAAAUUGUGUGCUUAUCCUGCAGCAAGCACGUCCCCAGCUUUAAUUGUAUAAGCGAUGGCUGUAUGUGUCCAAAUCCCCAAAACUCCUCUACAAAUACAGUGUAUAUUCGUAUGGAUUUUUUUUCUUUCUUUCUUUCUUUUUGAGAUUUACUGGCCACUGGUCGCCAAACAGUCUCACCUACAAUCCCCUAUGGUCAGACCAGAGAAGUGUUUCAAGUAAAUGGUCAAGUGACAAUACAGGGUGAUUAAAGGGUAAAUCUCUCUAUUAAAAAAAAGUACCCUGUGAAUUUGAUCUUCUGGCACUAUUAACAACUCUAGAACUACUCUCUCUGUACUUUGAGUUGAUUUACAAACAGGAUUGUCACUGAACUAUUUGCUUCUAACAUACGUGCCCUUGUUUCAUCUUCUUGCCACUAAAAUGUAUUCCACUCCGAGUAGCAGAGACUGAAAGAUUGUCAUGCAGUCUUGCCAACAAAUACAUGGUUCUGAUGGUGCAGAGCGGGAAGCAAAAAUAAAUCUCCACUUGACUUCA
This is a messenger RNA of Engraulis encrasicolus (European anchovy), 3098 nucleotides long. Its product is annotated as LUC7 domain-containing protein. The record is from RefSeq and is a predicted model, not a curated record. Gene Ontology annotation, cellular component: U2-type prespliceosome; U1 snRNP. NCBI's taxonomy places the organism in Eukaryota, Metazoa, Chordata, Actinopteri, Clupeiformes, Engraulidae. Gene Ontology annotation, molecular function: mRNA binding. Gene Ontology annotation, biological process: mRNA splice site recognition. The transcript has 10 exons. Bases 566 to 1906 code for a protein of 446 amino acids.